AUGGUGUUUCUUCGGAAAAAGGAAAAGGAAGAUAGGAAGGAUGAAAGAAAGAAAGUUUUUGGGAAAGAUUCAUUGCCUGUGAUAGGAAGAAAACCUCCGUUACCACCGCAGUCAAAUGCAAAUGGUGACGCAAAACCAUCAGCACCACCUGUCCCGGCUCCAAGAACACUCGAAAAAGCUCCUGACCUUCAAAACAUUGCCAUUAAUUCCGGUAAAGUGGAGGAAAACGCUUAUGUUGAAUACGCUUUUCCUAUAUUAAAAGAUUUGCCAAAGCUUUCACUACCUGCUUUAGCUGUUGUGCAAGUGAACCAACGCACACUUCUUCUACAGCGCAAUGUUUAUGGUGGAUUUGGAUUCAAUGUGCGAAGAACACAGUAUCCUGACAAAAGGGGCCGUUUACGUGCCGUUGUAUUCGUUGAACCGACAGAAGUUCGUUAUGGUCCCCCUCGCCCGAACGAAAUUCGUAGUUCGUUACUGCCUGGCGAUCAACUAAUUAUGGUCAAUGGAAGACCAGUGGAAUCAAUGGGACGUGAAGAAUUGCUUCGUUUGAUUCAAAACUCAGAGAACACUAUAGAACUAACAGUUAGGGCUAUGCCAGAGCUUGCUGAACUUUGUGAUCGUCAUCAGAAAGGUGCCCGAGAUUCUGGGGACUCAUUAAUGUUACCUGUUGUCGGUCAUACUUUUCCUGAACAAGAUAUACCAGAAGAUGAGAGGUAUUGGCUUAUGCACAAAAACGGUUAUACACUUGCUCGUCUUCUGGAGACAACAAAUGAUGGACGAAUGAAAGUAGCCGUUUGUGGUAUGGAAAUGAUGGUCGAUGUCACCGAUGUUGAUAAGGCAAAUCCUGUUAGCAGUGAUCGAGCUGAAGAUCUUUCCGGGUUACGGUACAUAAACGAAACGAGUGCUAUACACGUUUUACGACAUCGUUUUGGAAGCAAUCUCUUAUAUACAAAUGGGGGGUAUGACAGCAUCAUUAGUAUUGCCAGUGAAUGCCAGCCAUACUUAUGUAGCAAACUAGUAACUUUGUUUAAAGGGUGCAGAAGGCAACAAAUGCCACCUCACAUAUAUGCAACUGCGCAGCAGGCUUACAGGGCAUUGCAAAUGACUGGGAAAAGUCAGUGUUUGAUGCUGACUGGAGUUACUGGUAGUGGCAAAACAGUUCAGUUGCGUAACAUAUGUCAUUAUCUCUGCGAAAUUGCCGGUUGGACUCAUGCUUUGACAUUCGAGAAAAUGUCUCUUGCGUUUGGUGUUUUGGAGACUUUUGGCAAUUGCACAACGAAGUUUAACAAAAACGCUUCCCGAUUUGUGCAGCUAGUGUCGCUUUCGUUUGAUUCUGCAGCGUCCUUAAAGAUGGCAAAGAUACAAACUUUUCUGUUGGAAAGUACGCGAGUUGUUUCCCGAUCAGCGAACGAAUCAAAUUUUCAUAUAUUCUAUUAUUUGCUGGAAGGUGUUGGGAAGGAAGUCUUUGAAAGGAUGCGCUUAGAUGCUAUCGGAGAACCUGUCCGUACGGGAAUGACUCGAGAAGAAGACCGGGAAGCCGCGCAGAUGGGCUGGUCACGAGUUAUGGAGGCUCUUAGUAAGCUAGGCGCUACUGAAAGUGAGCGCCAAGGGAUUUGUAAUAUCUUAGCAGCUAUUCUUCACCUUUGUUUUGCGGAGGCAACUCAUAGUCAAGCGUCUAGGGCACAGUUUGUGCGUGCUUCAAAUGCCCAGAUGGCAGCAACUCUUCUAGGAAUCACUGUCGAUCAAUUAGCCACUGCGGUUUUUAGAGGAAGCCAACAGGCAAACGUACCAAACUCAAUGAAUUUUGCUUUCAGUCGACUUUCAAUGUCGAACCGCACAGUAACCGGGCAGGAUGCUUUAAAUAAUUUCAUUUCUACUUUGUAUACGCAGUUGUUUGCUGCCGUUGUGAUGUUGUUGAAUCGUGGUCUUUGUGGAAAUAGUAGUCAGUCAGGACAUACUUCUAUAACGAUAUUUGAUUUCCCGGGAAGCAACUUCAAUUCUGCCUGGGUUGAAGCAAGUUUCUUAUUAAAAAUUUAUGGCGAGAACACGGUGAGUGAUCUAACAGACCUUAUUCAUAACUACUUUAAUGAACGUAUCGCUGAAUUAUGUUAUGAGAAAAAAUUCACUGAGCCGUUGGAGUUGUAUGCAAGGGAACAUGUAGAAGUUGAGGUGCAAGCACCUCAUUUGCGACCUCAUUACGUAACUCGAAUGAUCGAUCAGAAGCAACAGCUCUUGAACUGUGUUGAUAUUGAAAUGCGAAGUGAGGAAAGACGUGGUUUGCUCUGGAUAUUAGAUGAAGAAGCUUUGUUUCCGGGUGCUACUGAUGAUUCUUUCUUUGAGAGGAUAUUCAUUCAUUUUGAGGAAUCUCGAAUCAUUCGAAGGGGGUCUGGCACGCGUCACUUUAUUCUUGGACAUGGUAUAGGAACUUCGCCUAUAACUUAUGCAGUAAACGGGUGGGUCAAAAUGGCUCAGUCUAGUGUUGCUGAUCCGGUCGCGUUGCUUCUGCUACAUGAUUCAAGAGACUCUGCGGUCAAUAGUUUGUUUGCAUCUUUUGGUAUUACUGAAACAGAUAGCGCUGCAUUAAAAUUACGAAAAGCUACGCAGAGCGUGAAACUGGAUGGAACUUCACUUCGUAUGGCUACCAGCUAUUUUUCUGGUAUCUCUGCCCAAGUGGAUUAUAUUCUCUCAGUAGCGCGGCGUGCUAACGGGAUUUACUUUGUUCACUGCAUUCAACCAUUACCAUCUCCUUCAAAUAUGGUGCCCAGUGGUGAGCAAGAGUCGUUCGACGUUCCGUUUGUACGUUCGCAGCUGCAGUCGUUGUUGAUAGUCGACUCAGCUCGCGCAUCAAAUCGAGGUUUUCCUGAACGCAUGAGCUUCAAAGAUUUUUUGAGGCGCUUCCAGUGUCUAAUUGAGCAACAGGAAAGCUCUUUAUAUGACGUCCUUGAUGACCGGGCGGCAGCCGGACGUUUGCUGGAAAAAGUCGGCGUUUUUGCUCAUCAUUACAAACUUGGAUUAAGUCAGGUUCUGCUUCGUAAUGAAGUGAUGGCAGGGUUAGAAGAGAAAAGGGAAAUCUGUUUGAGUGGUCUUAUAGUCUCACUUCAACGAGUUUGUCGCCGGUAUCUUGCGAAGAGAUGGCUUGCUCGACGACGAGUCCUGGAGACUGCCAUACGCUGUAUCCAAAGAAAUGGUCGAACUUAUUUGAAGGUUCGUGAAUGGACGUGGUGGCGUCUUUAUGUACGGGUACUACCCUUACUGGAUGCAGCUAGGAGUGACGAGGAAUUCCGGGAAUGGAAGCAGAGAUUAUCAGAUUUAGAGGGGGCUUGCUCGGAAUUACGUUCUGUUCGGAGCCGCCUUGAGGGGAGGAUUUCAGAACUCGAACAGUUGCUUGCAGCUGAAGUUAGUAAUUCUCAAUCGCUGAGUGAGGCUCUUGAACGCGAAACUGAGAGUCGCGUGGCUACUCAAAAACAGCUGCAUGCGAUGCAACAACGACAUCCAGAGGACUCUCGACUCUCUUCGUCUGCUUCUUCCCACUCAAGACUUGACCUUUCUUCUGAAGUUCAAAAAGAACUGGCAACGCUUCGUGAAAGUGAGGCUACACAGAGAUCUUGCGCUCAAAAAGCUUUAGAAAGACUAAAAGAUGUUGAAAAUGAGCUUCAGGACUUACGCGCGAGGAACGAAUUGUUGGAAAAAAGGAACACUACAUUUGACAACGAACUGAAAGCACUAAAUGAUAACUGCGAGGAACAAAAAACUCUAAAGGAGAAAGUCGAACAAGAGAAAUAUGUUGCUGUCACGUCAUUAGAACAGAAGGUUGCAGAAUUACAGACUAUGAAGGCAGAAAAUGGUGAAUUGAGACAGAACUUAGCAAAGCUGAGAAAAGAAUUGGAAGAUGCAGGAGAGCAGUCGAAUGAGACAACAGAAAACCAGUUAACUACAUUACGUAAGGCAAAAAUGCAGCUGGAAGCAAAAUGCGCGGAGCAGGAGGAUGAAUUGGACGACAUGAGAGGGAAAACACUGAGUUUACAACAGUCAGUUACACGGCUUGAAAUGGCUGCAGAAAGAGUGAGAUCAGAACGAACACGAGAUCUUGAUGCGAAGGAAGCUGAAAUUGAUGAAUUAAGAGCCCAGCAUCAACGUAGGGUUCGUGCUUUUGAGGAACAAAUAGCUGAUCUUCAGGACAGUAAUGGAUCUUUAAUGAAACAGAAUCGUAUGCUUGAAUCACGGAUCCGAGAUAUGGAUAGCCAGAAUUCCAGCUCUGAAGCUUCAUAUGGACGUCAUUACAAAAGGGAUUUAAAGAGGGCAUUAGCGCUGUUACGAGAUACACAGAGUGUUCUUGCCCAUGAGAGGGAAACAGCUUCAAGUCAAGUUUUGUUGCGUCAGUUACAAGAACAGCUGGAUGACGCUGAGACAGCGAAGCUUAGCGCUUUAAAAGGCCGUCACCAUCUCGAAACACUAGCUGCAAAAAAUGCUGCUGACGAUAAGGCCCUUGUUCUUCUGAAAGAGAAAAACAGUGCGUUAGCGCUGUUGGCUUCCCUAGAGAAGCAAAAGGAGAGGCUCCACGAGGAGUUGAAUGAAGUAUCAUCAGCAUUGGAAUUCCGGAAACUUCAUUCUGUUGAGAAACACAAACUGCAACUUGCAGAACAGAAAAUCCGUGAUAUUGAAGCAAAACUUGAGUUAGAAGUUAUGCAAAAGCAAAGAUUAGAUAACAUGAUGGUGAAAGCCAAUGAUGAAUUAGAGUCUCUGAAAGACCAGCUAGCAGAAACUACGGCGCUGAAAGACAAAGAAGCUGAAGCGGCUCGGAAAGCUCGGAAAGAUUUGUUGGUCCUGCAGGAUCAGCUUAGUGACUACAAGAAGCGAGAAACUGAGCUCAUCCACCGUUGUAAACAGCUGGCGACAAAUUUGGAGAAGUGUGAAGCAGAGAAAAAGUCUGUAGCAGGUGAGCAUAAGUUGGCUUUAAGGCGGAUAGACGAUUUGCAAGCUGCAUUGAGCAACGAAUUCUCCGAAGAUGAUUUGUCUGACGAAGAUGAGGUGUCAUCUUCACGUAACGGGUCCCUUACGGGGUAA
Enterobius vermicularis (human pinworm) is the source of this 5064-nucleotide messenger RNA. The record is from the annotation of a GenBank genome assembly. Lineage: Eukaryota; Metazoa; Nematoda; Chromadorea; Rhabditida; Oxyuridae.